This is a messenger RNA of Anguilla anguilla (European eel), 5032 nucleotides long. RefSeq names its product signal peptide, CUB and EGF-like domain-containing protein 1. Gene Ontology annotation, biological process: signal transduction. NCBI's taxonomy places the organism in Eukaryota, Metazoa, Chordata, Actinopteri, Anguilliformes, Anguillidae. Gene Ontology annotation, cellular component: cell surface. Bases 466 to 3486 code for a protein of 1006 amino acids. The transcript has 23 exons. Gene Ontology annotation, molecular function: calcium ion binding. The record is from RefSeq and is a predicted model, not a curated record.
UCUUGUCAAUAAUUAAUUUGCGUUUUCUGUUAACGGUUAGCCUUAUAGCAAUACAAAUUAUGGUGUUAUUAAUUUACUAGCAAGGUCUCUGGUUUGUUGGCACAUCUUAACUGCAAGGAAUAGGAAAUAUUAACUUCUGGUUGGACUGGACAUUGCCUACUUGGAUCGUUGAACAGAUCAUUCUUAAGCUACUUAUAUAUAUAUUUUCUAUGAAUCUACCAAAAUUAAAAUAUGUACUUUUUUAUUGUUUUAAAGGAUAUUUAAUUUUGGGUAUGGGUGGGUUCUUGGAACUAUUUGCAUCUGGAUUUUCUGUGGAUUUUUCUCUGUUUAUGUCGUUUUCCUUAAUAUCCCAAUUAAUAAUGAGCUGUAAUAAUUCUGUUUAUGUUUUCUUAUAAUGUAUGGAAUUUCUGAACCUUUUACACUGAUUAAGUGUUAAUAUGAGGAUGAAGCAAAAGCAAUUUUGAGAUGCACAUCUGGAACGGUCAACCGAGUGAAUCUGCGAUAGAUGUUGACGAAUGCUCAGAGACCACAGAUGACUGUCACAUAGACGCUCUCUGCCAGAACACGCCCCAAUCCUACAAGUGCAUCUGCAAAGCGGGGUACCAGGGGGAUGGGAAACAGUGUGAAGAUGCGGACGAGUGUGAUAAUGACUACACCGGAGGCUGUGUCCAUGAGUGCAUUAACCUCCCGGGGAACUACCGGUGCACCUGCUACGACGGCUUCUCCCUGGCGAACGAUGGACACAACUGCCUGGAUGUAGAUGAGUGUCUGGAUAACAACGGUGGCUGCCAGCAGAUCUGUGUGAACACCAUGGGAAGCUACGAGUGCCUGUGCAACGAGGGGUUCUUCCUGAGCUACAACCAGCACACCUGCAUCCACCGCUCUGAAGAUGGGAUGAACUGUAUGAAUAAAGACCAUGGCUGUGCCCAUAUCUGUCAAGAGGCUCCUAAGGGGGGCGUGGCCUGUGAAUGCAGACCUGGGUUCGAACUGGCCGAGAACCAGAGAGACUGCAUGUUGACUUGUAACUAUGGAAACGGGGGCUGUCAACACACCUGUGACGACACAGAGGCGGGGCCUGUGUGUGGCUGCCACCAGAGCUAUGCUCUCCACUCAGACAGCAGAACCUGCAUUGAGAGAGAUGAGGCUGCAGGUGAGAGCUCUGAGCUCAAUGCUACGUCAUUAGCUGAUGUGGACAAGCGGGUGAAACGGCGGCUGCUCAUGGAAACCUGUGCAGUGAACAACGGGGGAUGUGAUAGGACCUGCAAGGACACCGCCACUGGGGUACACUGCAGCUGCCCUGCGGGGUUUACCCUGCAACCCGACGGCAAAACCUGCAAAGAUAUAAAUGAAUGUGAGCGUAGUAAUGGUGGAUGUGAUCACUUCUGCAGGAACACGGUGGGCAGCUUCGUGUGCAGCUGCCUGAAGGGUUACAAGCUGCUGACCGACGAGAGGAGCUGCCAGGAUAUCGACGAGUGCUCCUUCGAAAGGACCUGUGACCACGUGUGCGUCAACUACCCCGGCAGCUUUGAGUGCCUGUGCGAGAGGGGCCACACGCUCUACGGGAAGACGCACUGCGGAGACGUCGACGAGUGCAGCGUUAAUAACGGGAGCUGCGAGCACGGCUGUGUGAACACGCCGGGCAGCUACGCGUGCGUGUGCCCCCCCGGCCACAGCCUCCGCUGGAACAAGAAGGACUGCAUCGAGACGGUUAAAUGCCCCCCAGGCAGUAAGACCCCCCCUGGAGCCCAGCUCACCUGCGCCAGGACAGGUGGGGCCGAGGUGUGUGCCCUGUCCUGCCCCUCCAAUGCCCACUUCACCACAGACUCUGAAAGUGGCUACUCCCUCAGCUGUGGGACACCAGUGCAGCCUGGGAAAUCUCCCCAGAAGAGGAACGCUACUGACCUCAUGCUGAGCUGCACAGAAAUCGUGGCAACACCCAUCAAACAGAAAGCUCGCUUCAAGAUCAAAGAUGCCAAGUGUCAACUGAGGCCCCGAAUUAAGGAAAUGCACAGCGAUGCCCCCAUUAACCUGCAAGAAGGGGGUCCGUUCGCCUGCACAGACGACUGCCAGGUGACCUUCGUCAACCUCAGGUGCGAGUCGUCGAAGAAGCGUCGGCGAGGUCGGAAAUCUCCCUCGAAGGAGGUGUCCCACAUCACAGCGGAGUUCGAGAUGGAGAUGGAGGGGGAGGAAGCCUCAGACUCCUGCGACGUGGGUUGUGUGAGGGAGAGGAUGAAGCAGAAGUUGCAGGCAGCUGUUCGCAGCCUCAGGAGGUCCAUAAACAGGCAGCAGUUCUACAUCCGCUUCUCAGACACGGAGUACGAGGUGGCACAGAGCCCCGCCCACAGCCCCGCCCACAUCCCCCACAGCCAAGAGCUCUGCAGCACAGGCCAGGUCCUGCGAGAGGGCCAGUGUGCCAGUUGCAGUGUGGGAAGCUUCUACAGUGGUGAGGAGUACCUGUGCGUGCUAUGUCCUUCUGGGACUUAUCAGGACACGCCCGGCCAGCUGUCCUGCCAGCCCUGCCCCAACAGCAACAGCCAGGGCCUCCCGGGGGCCAAGAACAUCUCCGAGUGUGGAGGUCAGUGCCUGCCAGGCCAGUUCUCCUCAGAUGGAUUCCAGCCCUGUCAGCCGUGCCCCCUUGGAACCUACCAGCCCGAACCUGGGCGGGUCCUCUGCUUCCCCUGCGGGGGCGGGCUCAUGACCAAAUACGUGGGCGGGGUGUCCUUCAAGGACUGCGAGGCUAAAGUGCACUGUGCUCCUGGUCACUACUAUGAUGCUUCCACUCACCGCUGCAUCCGCUGCCCGUCUGGCACCUACCAAUCAGAUUUCAGCCAGAACUUCUGCAUCACCUGCCCCGGCAACACCACCACCGACUUCGACGGAGCCACUGAUGUCUCACACUGUAAAAACCAGCUGUGUGGGGGGCAUUUGGGAGAGUACAUGGGGUACAUCGAGUCCCCCAACUACCCCGGAGACUACCCCUCUAACGCCGACUGCGUGUGGAACAUUAACCCGCCGCCCAAACGACGCAUCCUCAUCGUCGUCCCGGAGAUCUUCCUGCCAAUCGAGGACGAGUGCGGAGACGUGCUGGUCAUGAGGAAAACUGCCCAGCCUACCUCCAUAACCACCUAUGAGACGUGUCAGACAUAUGAGAGGCCCAUUGCCUUCACCUCCCGGUCUCGGAAGCUCUGGAUCCAGUUCAAGUCCAAUGAGGGGAACAGCGCCAAGGGCUUCCAAGUGCCCUACGUCACCUAUGAUGAGGACUAUCAGCAGCUGGUAGAAGACAUCGUUCGGGACGGACGGCUGUAUGCCUCAGAGAAUCACCAAGAAAUAUUAAAAGAUAAGAAGCUGGUGAAGGCGCUGUUCGACGUGCUGGCUGACCCUCAGAAAUACUUCCAGUACACGGCCAAGGACACGGCCAUGUUCCCCCGGUCCUUCAUCCGACUCCUCCGCUACAAAGUCUCCAGGUUUCUACGGCCGUACAAAUAACCCCGCCCCCUGCACUCCCCGUCUCUCGGAACCUCACGCUGAUGGCUACACCCCGCAAACCCUGCCUGCCCCCCUUUGCGGUCCCCGCUUGGACGCUAAUUUCUAAAUUAUGUCUGUCUUUGCCAAGUAAUAUUUAUGUGUGUGUGUGUGUGUGUCUGUAUGUCUGUCUGUCGGUGUGGGUGUGAAUGCAUGUGAAGGUACAUUUACGCGAGGGAAUGCUAGUACAUGUGUAAAUGUGUAUGAGGGUUUAUAAGUACACGUGUACAUGUAUGUGAGGGUAUGUUAGUACACAUAUUUGUCUGUGCGAGCGCUUGUUAAUACAUGUGUAUGUGUGUAAGAGGGCAUAUUAGUACACGUAUACAUGUAUGUGAGGGUAUGUAUGUACAUUUAUGUGAGGGUAUGCAUGUACAUGUAUGAGAGGGUGUGGUAGUAUACGUGUACAUGUAUGUGUCUGCAUUUGGUCGGGUUGUUUCUUGGAUCCCCUGAUGUAGGCAAGAGGUUUUAAAAUGUCUUCUUGUUUUUUGUUUUUGUUUUGGGUUAAACCAUUGGAGUGUGGUAAAUUAAUAGAACCUGCUUUCGAAAAGCUCAAACCAUUCCGCACAUGUUCCCAAUAACAGUGAAGACACUUAUUCUACACAAGAUGUAUAGCCAACCUACCUGUAAUAUAUGUAUGUGGUGUAAUUUAUAUUUGGAAUGCUAAUUGCACUUGAAUUUUAUAUUGGAAACCUUUAAAAAAAAAAAAAACGUGUUAUUUUCCUUUUGUUUGUAUUUUAUAGAUGUAUAUCUCCUUGGGUUUAGCAAAAAAUGGUUGCCUUUAUCUCUCACUGUAUUUCCACCAUCAGCACAGUACUGGUGUGUGUGUGUGAGUGUGCGCGUGCGUGUGUGCGCGUGUGUGUGUGCACGCAUCUUUCUGUGUGUAAGCAUGUUUGAUUCCUUCAGAUUAUUUAGUUAUAAAAGAAACAAUUACUUCUGCCAGUAUUGAAAAUAUAAGUCUUCUUUUGCAAGAUUGUUCAUUAAAAUGUCCUACCCCUUAGAAACAACCUUGUUGUCAACACAUACACACGCACACACACAUGCACAUGCACACAUAUAUACAAUGCAAACAUGUUCAUGCAGAUAUACAGAGACACAUGGAAAUGCAUGCAGACGUUUUUUUCAAUUUGCAUGGAAGUUUCAAAAUGAGACAGACAAAUUGCUGCUGGUGACUGCUGGUGUAAACUUUUGGAUUGCCAAUAUGUAAAUGAUGUACAAACGUUCGCUAGUUUUGGGGUUGAAUGUUAAUAUUUACCUUAUUACAGGGCUUAGACAGAGAAAGGAAAUCAUCUGUAUAAUCAAAGAACAUGCUUAUAAUGGUAUAAUUAUUGUUGUCAAGUUGUGUCCAAUGGUAAACAAAAGUGCUUGAACACUAGAUUUAUAAAACUGCUUCUUCAUUGUCUUAUGAUGAAUUUAUAUAUCCAAAAGGAAAGUACAUGUAAUUUAAUAAAAAAUGAGGCAAAGUUGGCAAAAAAAAAUUGUUAUAUGACUUAUUAAAUUAUUUAAUAUUCCA